UCUCAAUAUCCUUCUCCUCCUCUUCCUCCUCCUCUCAAUAUCCUCUCUAUCAAUCUCCUCCUCCUCCUCUCUCUCGCCAUGUCAUUAUUAUAAAGUAUGUGUGUAUUGUUGCUUAAAAGGAUUAUUAUUGCCGCUUUAAAGGUUUUGAAUUAACUGCGUUCUCCUUUAAUUUGAAACAGGUUUAAAAAAUAAAAAUCAUUCCAUCGCCCAGCGAACUUUGCUGAUCAUUAAAAAUGUGAAGAAUGUGCCUCAGUUUCUUCACUAUAAUAUCAUUCAGCCUCAAUGUUUGAUGUACAGAUAGGAUGGAAAGGAUAAAGAAAUUGAUGAGAUUUAAUCAUCCUCAGUUGCUUUCGAUACUUCAUCAGCAAUGCUUACUUCAGCAUUGAUUUGUGUGUUUUUGUUCUCAUCGAGUCUUUCCCAAGAUCCCUUUCAGACUCAAUCCUCUUUAUAUAAUAUUCCCAGGCAAAAUCUUAUUCGCGUCCCAGCAAACACAAAUAUUCUCAGAAAUCCGCAGGAUGUGACGUUUCCCAACCCAGCUCUGCUAACGGAAAAAUGCGGGAGCUUUGUUCCAUGUUACGCAGAUUUGAUUCGACAACACCAGUCCAGUUCUAAUGGAGGAUAUGGAAGUGUUGGAGGCCAGCAACAAUUAUCCUCCAAACCCAAGCCAUCUUACGCUCCACCAUUGAAUCCCUCCGAAAACCACAAUGUCAGAAACAGCAAAACCUUGGAUAAUUCUCACUUUACCAAUACUGUAGGUGAUUCAAAGGGACAAACAAGUUUAGUUAAUUAUCCUGGAGUUUAUAUAUAUAGAAGUCAUGAAUCCCAACAAAAUGAUCAAACCUUUCCUGAGCUUCCGUCAGUAAACCCUAUGGCUAGGAGAGGGGCCUCAAUCCAAAAACCAUUCCAACAACCUCAGUCUUCAUUUGGAUCUUUUGGAAACUUCCAACCCAUCUCCCAUCAAUCCAAUCCUUCAUUGCCCAAUCUUCCUCCUCUUCCUUCACUCCCAGUACCCGGAACCUUCCCUUCGGCCCCCUUUGAUGGACAAAUUCAAUCCUCAUCCUUCCUACGCCCAGUAUCAUCAUUAGCGCCUAAUCCGUCCUUGGUUCAAAAUCACCCUUUGUCAGACCCAGAUCUUCAAAGACAACCUGAGUUUAUGAUUUUUGAUGCUAUACCGAGAGUGAUGGUUCCACCGGAAAUACCAUUUUCUUUCCCAAUGCAGUUUUUCCAGGAGCAGGAGAGACCAAUGGGUAAUGUGGGUCAACGAAUACUUCCCUCCGGCCCGUUUUCUUCAGAACUUACUUUUGGACCUUUUCCAGUCUAUCCUAAUCCAGAGUUGAAGGAUCAAGUUCGUAGUGUAGAAAUAGCGACUUCUCGGUCAGAAGAAACUGUUCUGGAGGCUGAGCUUGCUGUUCCUUUUAAAAUUCCAACUUCUGCGAGGAUACUAGAGAGACCUGAGGUUUUGGCAGAGUUUAGUAGUUUGACCUCUUCAGCGAGGUCAACUGGAGGUCAGCAGAGGUUGAUUGUACCUGUUCUUUCAUGUUUUAUCAUUUACUUAUUCAAUCAAAUGUAAUCAGACGUUUGAAAAAAAGUACAAAAACUUUGAUUUGAAAAAGCAGUUUUUUUCUAUUAUUAGAAAUUCUGCUGAUUCAGGGCAUUAAGGUUAUUAAAAUAUAUAUCUAAUAUCUAUUUACCUAUCUAUUAUAUCUAUGAAUUAUAUUUGCUCAGAAAUGUUAGUGGGUUUCUUUGAA
Messenger RNA from Eurytemora carolleeae, 1748 nucleotides. RefSeq lists its product as uncharacterized. The record is from RefSeq and is a predicted model, not a curated record. Bases 368 to 1570 code for a protein of 400 amino acids. The transcript is spliced from 3 exons. Lineage: Eukaryota; Metazoa; Arthropoda; Copepoda; Calanoida; Temoridae.